Messenger RNA from Notolabrus celidotus (New Zealand spotty), 1558 nucleotides. RefSeq names its product cytosolic iron-sulfur assembly component 1 (gene ciao1). Bases 278 to 1276 code for a protein of 332 amino acids. Gene Ontology annotation, biological process: iron-sulfur cluster assembly. Gene Ontology annotation, molecular function: protein binding. Lineage: Eukaryota; Metazoa; Chordata; Actinopteri; Labriformes; Labridae. Gene Ontology annotation, cellular component: cytosolic [4Fe-4S] assembly targeting complex. The transcript has 7 exons. The record is from RefSeq and is a predicted model, not a curated record.
GUCUAAACCAACGAAGAACAUGCUCCUCCACUCCUCAAAGAUGGUGGCAUUUCCGAUGUGGUUGUGUUUGUGAACUUUCGCACUUUUUUCAUGAAUGCAAAAACAUUCUCUUCUCUCUUACUCCUCUUCUAGCUGUAAUAUUACUGUAAUUCAAACAUUAGUUUGUGCAGGUGGAUUAAGCGCGUCACCGUGUUUGUUGAUUUAUCUCGUGAACUGUCAGCAGAUCAAAUACGAGCCAGCUCAGAGACUUAACAUUUAACAUUGAACCAGCUCAGAUAUGAAGGAGGCUCUGACUCUGGUCCAGAGGUUGAACGGACACCCGGACUCUCGCUGCUGGUUCGUCAGCUGGAGCCCGACCGGGACCCUGCUUGCUUCAUGCGGGGGCGACAAGGCCAUCCGGAUCUGGGGACGAGAAGGUGACUCUUGGGUCUGCAAGAGUAUGCUUCAGGAUGGACACCAACGCACCGUGAGGAAAGUGGCGUGGUCCCCCUGCGGGAAUUAUCUGGCCUCUGCUAGCUUUGAUGCAACAACAUGUAUCUGGAAGAAGAAGAAUGAUGAUUUUGAGAGCUUGACUGUGUUGGAGGGACAUGAGAAUGAGGUCAAAUGUGUGGCGUGGGCACCUUCAGGAAAUCUAUUGGCAACAUGUAGCAGAGACAAGAGCGUGUGGGUCUGGGAAGUGGAUGAAGAAGACGAGUAUGAGUGUGUCACAGUUAUAAACUCUCACACACAAGAUGUCAAGCACGUUGUGUGGCACCCGAACCAGGAGCUCCUGGCUUCAGCCAGCUACGACAACAACAUUUGUCUGUACAAGGAGGAUGAUGAUGACUGGGAGUGCAGAGCCACCCUGCAAGGACACACGUCGACGGUGUGGGGUUUGUCUUUUGAUGCAGCUGGACAGAGACUGGCCUCCUGCAGCGACGACCGCACUGUGAAGAUUUGGAAGGAUUAUUCCAAUGAAAGAGGAGAGGCUGGAGACUUAUCGUGGAAGUGUGUUUGCACUCUGUCUGGGUUCCAUGGACGAACAGUGUAUGAUGUCGCCUGGUGUCGGCUCACUGGUGCCCUGGCUACAGCCUGCGGUGACGAUGGAGUGCGUGUGUUUAAGGAGGAUGAGACGUCCGAUCCAGAUCAGCCAGUGUUCUCGCUGUCUGCUCAGGCAACCAAAGCUCACACUCAGGAUGUAAAUUGUGUGGCCUGGAACCCAAAAGAGGUGGGAGUGCUGGCCUCCUGCAGCGAUGAUGGAGAUAUCAUCAUCUGGAGGUUCCAAGAAGAAAUCUGAACGCUGAUAAACAUUAUCAGCUCUCCCUGAACAGAUGCAGUUACCGGUCAUUACACUGGGAACUGUGAGGUCACCAUGUUUAUUCACCAUUCAGCUUUUACAGCAAAUCUGAAAGCUCAGAAGUAUUCAGCUUGAUAGCAAAUAUGUCACUUUUUCAUUUUUCAAACAUGAUUAUGCUUUAGCUCAUGUUGUACUUUGUGUAAUUCAAAUGUUUCUAUAUUAAAGCUCAAUGAGUAAUUUUAUGAUUUAUGUUUGUAAUAAUAAAUAAAUGAUUAAAAACAA